Messenger RNA from Dunckerocampus dactyliophorus (ringed pipefish), 1061 nucleotides. RefSeq names its product LHFPL tetraspan subfamily member 5b (gene lhfpl5b). The transcript is spliced from 3 exons. Gene Ontology annotation, cellular component: plasma membrane. Gene Ontology annotation, biological process: sensory perception of sound; detection of mechanical stimulus involved in sensory perception. Bases 1 to 657 code for a protein of 218 amino acids. The record is from RefSeq and is a predicted model, not a curated record. NCBI's taxonomy places the organism in Eukaryota, Metazoa, Chordata, Actinopteri, Syngnathiformes, Syngnathidae.
AUGGACCUGCUCCCGGCCCAGGAAGCUGCCAAAAUCUACCACACCAACUACGUGAGAAACUCCCGGGCCAUAGGCGUCAUGUGGGGUGUGUUCACCAUCUGCUUCGUCAUCAUCACGGUGGUGGUCUUCAUUCAGCCUUUCUGGAUCGGGGACAGCGUCAACACCCCCCAGGCUGGAUACUUCGGUCUCUUUCACUACUGCAUCGGCAAUGCGCUCACAACGGAACUCAUCUGCAGGGGCAGCCUGCUGGACUUCGGCUCAAUCCCGUCUCCGGCCUUCCGCACGGCGAUGUUCUUCGUGGGCACGUCCAUGCUACUGGUGGUUGGCACCAUGGUAUGCUUCAGCCUCUUCUUCUUCUGUAACGCCGGCAGCGUCUACAAGAUCUGUGCCUGGAUGCAGCUGGCCGCGGCUGUUUUGAUGGUGAUGGGCUGUUUGAUCUACCCGGAUGGCUGGGACGCCCCGGAGGUGAAGGAGAUGUGUGGCCAGAAGACUGAUAAGUACAGCCUGGGGGACUGCACGGUGCGCUGGGCCUACAUCUUGGCCAUCAUCAGCAUCUUGGAUGCACUACUCUUAGCCUUUCUGUCCUUCACUCUUGGUAACCGGCAGGACAAACUGCUGCCAGAAGACUUUGAGUUGGAGGGGGCAGAAAACCCCUAAAGCGAGCAGGCCUCAAGCAGCAGGACUUGGAUGCAUGCUGAAGACCUUCAAAUAUGCCUUACAGAGCAUUCUAGUGGACCCUGUUAUUAAACUAAACAAAACUAUAGUUAGGUUUUCAUUAAGCAGAAUGGAAGUGUCACACUGCCGAUAUUUGACACUAAAAACUUAACAGUUCAGAGAAGCAAACUGGACACAGUGGCGUGUUCUGUAGGCAACAUCUAUUUUAUUCUACAAUGUGUUGUACAGUUUCACUCACACAACUCUAUGUACUUUUGGAUUACGUUGACAUGACCAGUUCCUAACAGAAUGGACUUCCACGCUCACAAUAAAAGGUGGUAUUAUUGAUGAGUUGGCCACACAUACAACCAAGCACAAACAUCUUCCAUCCAUUUAUUAAAACACAG